AAGGUUUUCGAAAAGAAAAGAAACGCAAAGUAAGAAAGAAAGAAAGGAAAGAAGAAACUGAAAAGAGAAGGAAAAAAAAAAAAAAAAAAGAAAAAAUCAACGUAACUGGUUGCGUUGCAUUGCAUUGCGUUGCAUUGCGUUGCAAUACUUACAUACCCUACUUUCCAUUUUCAUUCUCAUUUUUCUUCUUUCCACGAAAGAAAUAAAUAAAUAAAUAGAUGGUAGAUUGGUAGACGUAAAUAUAAUACUUACUCACUAACUUACUUACUUACUCACUUACUUACUUUACAUAUCUUUGAAGAAAUAAAUUAAUGGAGAUAUACGUACAGCGAAUAUCUCUCGUCCCUUCCCACCAUUCCCUUGUCCACCCAUUUAUCCUCAAUUCUCUGCAGAGAGAGAGAGAGAGAGAGAGAGAGAAAGAGAGAGAGAGGCGUGGUAAUUGAAAUUUCGUAUCGACGAAGAAAAAAAAACAGAAAAAAAAAAACAGAAAAAAGGAGAGAAAAAACAUACUUACUCGCGUUAACAACGUUAGGAAUCAUUUUCAUCAUUAUGUAUUCUAAGACAGUCCGUUCGAAUUUCAGUUAACGGCGAAGUGUACACGGGGGAAGAGGAAUAGAAGGAGAAGGGAAAGGAGAAGAAGAAGGAUAGAGAAGGAGGUGGGAAAAGGACGACGACUGUUAGAAACCGUGCAACUCGAUAGUCGUCUUGGAAUUAAGGAAGACCUUUGGGAAUACGCGGAUUAAGGAUACAGACCACCCAGCUCGAAUUCCUCAAAGGAAAGAGGAUCGUCCACUGGGGAGAGGUGGUGGUGGUGGUAGUGGUGGUGAUUGUGGUAGUAGUAGUAAUAGUAGUAAUAGUAGUAGUAGUAGCAGUAGUAGUAGUAGUAAUAGUACUAGUAGUUAUUGGAAGGAGAAGUAAGAGAAACAGGAGAAGGAAGUAAAAGGAGAAGGAGAAGGAGGAAGAGGAGAAGGAGAAGAAGAAGAAGAAGAAGAAGAAGAGAAGAAGGAAGAUCCUCGUCAAAGACGAGCUAAACGUGUCCAAGUUGAUUCGUUGAAGGUUAACAAACAGGAACGAAAUCUUCGAUGAGGUUGUUCCCAAGUCUUAUUAAGAAACAUGUCAAUAGCAACUAAGAACUUGUAACGACGAGACCAAAACAUAGCCGAGAUACAUUAAGGGACUCGUUAUUAACGCCGUGGGCCAAGCAACGAGUCAAAUCAAAUAUAUAUAUAUAUAUAUAUAUAUCUUAGAGAGAUACACACACACAUAUACAUAUAUACAUUCAUUUUUUCACUCUCACUCUCUCAAUCUGAAUCUCUCUAUCCUUGUCUCUAUCUAUCAUACUCUCAUUUAUUCACUUUCCACGUUCCACAAUAUUUCCUUAACUCGAAUAAUAUCGUACGAAGAAACUUCUUUCUCUCUCUCUCUCCUCUCUCUCUCUCCUCUCUCUCUCUCUCUCUCUCUCUCUCUCUAUCAAAGAUAUUUUAUACCUUUCGAAUUUCCUUCGUCGGUUCUCGUUGCGAAAUACCUCCCUGCAAAAGGAGAUAGAGAGAAAGCGAAAUAGAGAGUGAAAUAGAAAGAUAGAGAUAGAUAAAGAGAGAGAGAGAGAGAGAGAGAGAGAGAAAGAGAGAGAGAGAAAUUGGACGUGUUUCGAUUCGUGAAACUGUCUGGAGGAAGUAACGGUAACAACAACGACGCACGAGGACUAGGGUGUACGUAGGAAACGCGUUGUAUUGCUAACUAAAAUGUUUCAACGUUUUCGCGAACGCACCGAUCUCUCUAACAGGGGUUACACCGUUCUUGUUCUGGAAUAUUUCCCUUCAACAUACUACAUAGGUUUGCCUUUUGUGCACCGUGAGAAUUACUUUCCUAAGUUGGUACGGAAUAGCCUUCAAGCGGGACGAAUUUCGUCUGAGCCGUAAUAUCAAUUUCGUUUGAAGGAAGACAGAAGAAGAGUAAGGAAGGAGAGAGGGAAUAAAGAGAGUAAGAUAUAUAUAUAUAUAUAUAUAUAUAUAUAUACACGGAAAGAAAGAGAGAGAGAGAUAGACAUACGUAUGUUGACAAGAGAGAAUUCACAGAAACGUUUUCAUUCCUCUCCUCUUAGUACUUCCACUUUCUCUCCCUUUUCCUUACUCCUUCUCCUUCCCCCCUUCUCUCUCUCUCUUUCUCUAUCUCCCUCUCCCUCACCCUCUCCCUCACCCUCUCUCUCGUUAUUGUUCAUUCGUUCGUACGUUCGCUCUCGCUGUUGCCGCGUAAAACAUAAACAAUAACAUAGAAACGUUCAAGAAGAUCAGAGGAAGCGUAGUAUAUAACAAGUUACCGUCACGAUCGUAUCUUAUCGGCUUUCUCGAUCGCAUGUCGGAUUUUAAACUCUUAUGGAAGACGAGGUAUGUACUCUAUAUGUCUCUCGUCUGUUAAUUCGAUCGUCAAAGAAUCGACACGAAAUAUACGAAAUUGUGCGUCUUCCUUUUAUUAUUGUUACUACUACUACUAUUACGAAGACGACGACGAAGACGACAAAAAAUAUAUUACUAUUACAUGUCCCUCUUCGACACGUUUCAAAAUCGAACGAUAAUAAGCGACGUGAAUCGUUAUUGACAAAUUCCCUAUACCUGGAGGUCUUCUUUCUCAAGACUUAAGGAAAUCUAAAGGAUAGGUGAGCGACAUAACGCGUAUUACGUUCUAACUGUUCUGUAAGUCAGCCUGGCAAAAUUUUUAUCGUCGUCGUCGUAAUAUAUUAUCUUAUUAUUCUUUGUAACACGCAUUAUUACGGGAUAUAGAAUAAAUACGUAAUAAGUACAUCCGUACUUACGUACGUACGAACAGGAAAAAUAUAAGAAAACAAAGAAGAAAGAUUUGACCUUUUCGAUCGAAGGAUCGAAGGAUCGAAAAAGUAUCGUAAAUAGAAAACACGUUUUCUUCUGCGUGUGUGUAUAUGUGUGUGUGUGAGUGCGUGCGUGCGUGCUUACGCGCGUGUGUGCGCGAGCGUUUAAAAGUGUGUUGUCAACGACAACGAGAACGAAUUGAAAGCAACGAGAACGUUGGUUAGUUUGUUGGUGGGUGGUAGAUAUAAUGAUAUUAAACGUUUAGUAGUGUGCGAAUGAAUGUUAGAUUGAAAAGAGAAGAAGGGAAUACGAACGGGUGAAAGAGAGAAGGAAAAAGAAAGAAGAAAAGAAGAAAAGAAAAGAACAAAAUAGAAACAAGGAGUGAGAGAGAGAGAGAGAGAGAGAGAGAGAGAGAGAGAGAGAGAGAAUUAGAAAUAGAGAUAAAUAGAAAGAAAGGAAGGUGACAUCUCUUCUGGCGUGUAUCAUAAAUGUUUUCGUAUUUUUGAAAUAAUACGAAUAAAGUAUAAUAUUACCGAGUAUAUUAUUAUUCGGUUUAUUAUAUUUCUCGAUCUGGGAACGAGAAUUCUGUAUAUUCAAGUAAUACGUUUGUGAAUGUGCGCGGGUGAGUCGGUGAUACGUGCGGACGGGAGAAACGGACCAGCCUUUGGAAAAACAUGGUACACGAAGGCACAGGUUUAUGGCAUGCUGCUGGAUUCAAUGUGUCGAGGUGGCUGAUGGUUAUAAUACACGGCUAUCGGGUCACCAGUCUCAUCCUGUCUAUCUUACUUAACGUGCUGGUACCUACCGAGUACCACACGAGCACGGUUACUGCCGAGAUAGUAGUCGGUGCUGGAAACGGGAACGCUUUGGGGACGACUAUGACGACUACUACGACGACUACGACGAGAACGGUGACUACGACAACGUCGACGUCGUCGACUACGACGACGACGACGACGACUCUGAGACCAUUGGACGUCGAGCUACCACCCACUCUACCGAUGACCUUUGGUACCGAGAACUCAACUACGAUCUCAGCGCAAUCCGGUUCCAUGGCUUUGCUACCCUGCGUUGUUCACAAUCUUGGCGACGGAGUGGUGUCGUGGAUAAAGCGUAAGACUGUUCAGGAAUUAUUGACGGUCGGUCUGAUAACGUACGCUAACGACGAGCGUUUUCAAGCGAUUCACUUUCAUCACAGCGAGGAUUGGACGUUGCAAAUAAAAUACGUACAGGGAAGAGACGCGGGACUUUAUCAGUGCCAAGUGUCAACGCAUCCACCUACAAGCAUAUUUUUGUUUCUCGAGGUUGUCGCAAUCAGAGUGUCUACUGCUGCUGCUGCUGCUACUGCUGCUGCUACUGCUGCUACUGCUGCUGCUGCUGCUGCUGCUGUUGGUGUUACUGCUGAUGGUAUUGGUACUGCUGGUGCUGUUAUAGCUAUUCCUUCUAUUCCUGUUACUGGUGCUGUUUUGUUGGUGCUGAUGUUGCUGACGCAUUUGAGGUUUAGAACUUCGUACGCCACACUCGUUAAUACCGUCUAUCAAACCGUGAAAUAUUCAACUAGAUUGUCGUCAUUAAUUUAACUCAAAAGGAAAUGAUCUAAUCGUUAACCUCUUCAUCGAACUAUAUACUUGAUUACUUACUUCGUUCGUUUUUUUUUACCUUCGUUUCUUCCUACCUACCUUCCUUCCUUCCUUCCUUCCUUCCUUCCUAAAUUAACCUACACCAUUUUAAUUCAGAAAGCGGAACUUAACGAGCAACAAAUCCUAGAAUCAUUAAAUAUGCACGACAUAAACGUCCAUUAGAUAUGCACGUCUUCGAUAGGAAUUAGAAACGAUUUUGUGGUCAAUAGAAACGACCUCUCUCUACUACCAUACACCACCAUCGCCAAUAUCACCAAUACCACACCAACACCAUCACCACAACCACCAUCACCAUCACCAUCACCACCAUCAUCACCACCGAUAUAUCCAUUUGGACGAUUUACUCGUCCAAAAGGGAUAAAGAGAGAGAAAGAAAGAGAGAGAGAGAGAGAGAGAGAAAGAGAGAGAGGGAGAGAGAUCGGAUUUACCUCUUCUAGAGAAUGGUGCAUGUAUAUACUCGAGUUUAAUGUAAGUACUUCAAGUUCGAUAGAUUGAUCCUACUAUUAUUACAAAUUAAACUACUUUAAUGAUCUAUUAUCAAUAUACUCCAGUAUAUUAUAUAUUAUAACUCGUUCAACAUGCAUUUAUGUAUUAUACAUAAUAUACAUAUAUU
This is a messenger RNA of Vespa velutina, 5075 nucleotides long. RefSeq names its product cell wall integrity and stress response component 4-like. The record is from RefSeq and is a predicted model, not a curated record. The coding region runs from base 3497 to 4402 and encodes 301 amino acids. NCBI's taxonomy places the organism in Eukaryota, Metazoa, Arthropoda, Insecta, Hymenoptera, Vespidae. The transcript is spliced from 4 exons. Gene Ontology annotation, cellular component: neuron projection membrane. Gene Ontology annotation, biological process: synapse organization.